Molecule: messenger RNA, 2337 nt
Organism: Orbilia oligospora ATCC 24927
Lineage: Eukaryota; Fungi; Ascomycota; Orbiliomycetes; Orbiliales; Orbiliaceae
Exons: 2
Coding region: 1-2337 (778 amino acids)
Biological process (GO): tricarboxylic acid cycle
Cellular component (GO): mitochondrion; cytosol
Molecular function (GO): aconitate hydratase activity; 4 iron, 4 sulfur cluster binding
Source: RefSeq, a predicted model, not a curated record
AUGCAGUCAAGGUCCUUUGCAACGGCAUCAGCUAUUCCCAAAGUCCACCCCAAUUGCGACGCCCGUACCCCUCCAUAUGAUAAACUCCGAAGGAACUACGAAACCGUCCGCCGAGUUCUCGGUUCAAACCAGCAUCUCACGCUUGCCGAAAAGAUUUUAUAUUCUCACUUAGAAAAGCCGGAAGAAACGCUCUCAGGACAGAGCACUGGCUCAAUCCGUGGAAAUGCAUACCUCAAACUUAAGGUCGACAGGGUCGCCAUGCAGGAUGCAAGUGCGCAGAUGGCUCUGUUACAGUUCAUGAGUUGUGGGCUUCCUACGACUGCUGUUCCUGCAUCGAUACAUUGCGAUCAUAUGAUUGUUGGAGAGAGGGGUGCGGACGUGGAUCUUCCUGAAAGUAUCAAAGGAAAUAAGGAAGUAUUUGACUUUCUGGAGUCUGCUGCGAAAAAGUACGGGAUUGAGUUCUGGGCUCCCGGUUCUGGUAUCAUUCAUCAGAUCGUUCUCGAAAACUACUCGGCACCCGGUCUUAUGAUGCUUGGAACGGACUCGCACACUCCAAACGGAGGCGGUUUAGGAGCCAUUUGUAUCGGUGUCGGUGGCGCUGAUGCCGUAGACGCACUUGUAGAUGCGCCUUGGGAACUCAAGGCGCCCAAAGUUCUAGGGGUUAAACUCGAGGGAAAGCUUGAUGGUUGGGCAAGUCCGAAGGAUGUUAUCCUCAACCUCGCCGGGCAGCUCACAGUUCGAGGUGGCACUGGCUAUAUUGUGGAAUACCACGGAGAAGGAGUCCAGUCAUUAAGUUGUACUGGAAUGGCAACAAUCUGCAACAUGGGUGCCGAAAUCGGUGCUACAACAUCCCUUUUCCCAUUCACACCGAGCAUGUCCCGAUAUCUUCAAGCGACCGGUAGAGGACCUAUUGCAGAGAAGGCGACAGCGAUGGGCGACUUUCUAUCUGCAGAUUCAGGGGCAGAAUACGACAAGGUCAUCACUAUAGACAUGUCAAAGCUUGAGCCCCAUAUCAACGGUCCCUUCACGCCGGACUUGUCAACACCUUUGUCGAAGUUUAAAGAGGCAAUUCAAGAACAGGCCUGGCCGUUGGACCUCAGUGCAGGCCUAAUCGGAUCGUGCACAAACUCGAGUUAUCAGGACAUGACCCGUGUAGAAAGUAUCGUAAACCAAGCGAAAGAGGCCGGUUUGAAGCCAAAAGUUGACUUCUUUGUCACACCUGGUUCGGAGCAAAUCAGAGCUACCCUCGAGCGAGAUCAAACAUUGAAUGCCUUGGAAAGUGCAGGUGGCGUUAUAUUGGCGAACGCAUGCGGGCCUUGCAUUGGACAAUGGAAACGGACAGAUGGCGUGAAGAAAGGCGAUACAAACGCCAUCCUAACGUCGUUUAAUCGAAACUUUAGGGCUAGGAAUGACGGAAAUCCAGAUACCCUCAACUUCCUUGCCUCGCCUGAAAUUGUUACUGCUAUGGUAUACUCAGGGCGAAUGGAUUUCAAUCCAACAUCCGAUUCGAUUGAAACUCCUUCCGGGUCGGUAUUUCGAUUCUCGCCUCCACAUGGCGAGGAACUUCCUCGGAACGGUUUCGAAGCUGGAAGAGAAGACUUCUUCCCUGUGAAGGCAGUUCCAGACCCAACUACAGAAGUUGUCGUAUCUCCCACAUCCACCCGUCUGGCUCUUCUAGAUCCAUUCCCACCUUUCCCAGAAUCCGAACUCGAAAACCUAAGUGUUCUAGUUAAGGUCAAAGGAAAAUGCACCACAGACCACAUCUCUGCCGCCGGAAAGUGGUUAGCCUACAAGGGCCACCUGGAGAAUAUCUCUAAUAACACAUUGAUCGGCGCCCUAAACGCCGAAACAGACGCUGUUAACACUGUUAUUGAUUUUGACGGCUCAGAAACUUCAAUUCCAGAUCUUGCUAGGCGUUGGAAGGAAAAGGGUCAAGGAUGGCUCGUCGUAGCCGAAUGGAAUUAUGGCGAAGGAUCGGCUCGUGAACAUGCCGCUCUACAGCCACGAUACCUAGGAGGCUCAAUCGUGCUUACAAAAUCAUUCGCUCGCAUCCACGAGACCAACUUGAAGAAACAGGGAGUAAUUCCCCUGACAUUUGUGAAUGAAUCGGACUACGAUCUGAUAUCUCCGCGGGAUAAAGUUACCACGGUUGGCUUGUUAGACAUGCUAAAGAAUGGGGGUGCGGGGGCGGUCAAGCUUCAGGUUGUGAAGGAAAAGACCGGGGAGAAGAUUGAGAUUGAGACCGCGCAUACGUUUUCUAAGGACCAGGCCGAGUGGGUCCUUGCAGGAUCUGCAUUGAACCUCCUCGGAAAGAUGGCGAAAGCCUCUUUGCAGUAA